UGUUACCCAGGCUGGUCUUGAACUCCUGCCUCAGCUUCCCAAAGUGCUGGGAUUACAGGUGUGAGCCAUUGUGCCAGGCCUAGUUUAUAAUCUUGAAAGCAUCUAGUUCACAGGAGCAUAAAGCUGCCUCACCCAUAAGCAGGUAUGAGUAAAUGAACAGUGUUACAGGGUAAAAUAGGCAUUAGGAAUGCUAUUUGAAGGUAUUAGAAAUGGUGGUGGAGAUUGAAUGUCAUUAAUGCUCUGAUCCAAGAGCCUGGAAAUAUCUGCACUCAACCCCAACCUGCACUCGCCAUAGUCUUCUAAACAAGAUUUUCAAAGGAGACACACGAGAAUCAAUGGCUAGGGGAAACAAGGACUUCCUUUGUGCUGCACCUGUUUCCCAAACCCUAGUAUAAAUGUGGACCAGAGGAUGUGGUUGGGACUAAAGGCCUCUAGAACUAUUUCCUUCUCCUUGGCACCUUACCACCGCCUGGCUGGCCAGGGCAUCUCAAUUCAUGAGAAUAGAAUGAACAAAGAGUUAGGAUGACCAGAACUCAUCAAUGAGUGAGUGGGCCCCAGCUCUUUUCCUAUCCCAGUUUCAUAGGAACAAAGAAAAGAAGCAGCAAAAAAAGGACAUGUCCACAUGUGUGGCCUAUUAAUGGAAGAAGGCCUUACUCAUUGCUAGAUGUGGUUCAUUAAGUAUUCUAUGAGCUCAUCAAUCAGGUUGGCAACUCAUGGGGGCAGGGAGCAGGGCUUGUGAAUAUUUCUCAGGUUCUUUGGGACCCUACCUCCCUUUACUGCCACCACAGCCCAAGCCACCUCCAGAUCUUGCCUGUGUUCCUGCAAGUUUGUGCACAUCCACUCUUAUUGGCCUCCAGUCUUUGCUCCAGAUAACAGCCAUGUGAAGCCCUUCAGAAGCUUUUCUCAGUUGCUAUUUGCAUAAACACGAAGCACCUUACCUUGGCCCUGCAUGGUCAUCUGCUGCCCACAUCCCAGCCUGCCCACAGUCAGCCUCUUGUCCUCUCUGCUCUUUGUCUGCAGGACUGCUUUCAGCUCCAAAUACUUGGAUGUGCUGUUUUUGGCCAGCAAGGCACUAUUUUCUCUCUAUGCUCUAUUAAACUCCCCACGCCCACCCUAUCCUCCAGAUUUCAGCCCUAGCAUCAUCUCAGAAAAGCUUAUCCUGAUUUCCCUGUUUAGGUAAUUUCAACCAUUUCGGAGUCUCUGAUCACCCUGUAUGAUUUUUCUACCAUAGAUGGCUAUGUAAUGUUGUGCUUCUCAGUGUGAGAAUUUGAUUAUUGUCUCCCCCACCUGUCCAGAGCAGUCUUGCUCCCCACUGUGUGUUCAGUGCUGGCCAUGGUGCUUGGCGAUCAGCAGAUAUUUGGUGACCGUGGUUGAAGGAGAGAAUCCAGGCCCUGUGAGUUAUAUCCCAGGGUGCAAAGAGUCAGCUUGCAGGCCCUGCAGAAGAAUCACUGCCAGGGAGUUUGAGGCUUUGUGGGUAACAGCAGUGGGACCAGAAUACUGGUCAUGUGAUUUUCAAAAUGGGGCAUGGGGCAGAAUUCUGAAAAUAGCUGAUCUGAAUUUCAGUCCCCAGGAAAAUUCUAGAAUGUAUAACAACUUUGUCCGGUAGGCUUGCCAGGUCUUGUCAUUAACUCCAUGCUACAAAUAAGGAAACUGAGGCUCAGACACAUCAAGGUCAUAUAAUAAAAAGUGAGAGUUAGGACUCACAUUCAGACCUGAAUUCUCUCAUCUAUGCUCUUGAAGGUGUGACAUUGGGUCUUCCCUAGAUGAUAUUUAAGUAAAUGCUGGAUGCUAAUAUCAUAUUGUUGUCCCAGUCCAGUAAGGCCGCCACUGUCAUAAAAUAAGCUGGACUCUGUUUUGUAGGCUCUUUUCUGCAUCACAUAUGUUCUUAUGCACCUACCAGGCCCUGGCCAGUGACAGAUGCCAGGUGGCUGACAGAGAGAGAAGGACUUUCUCUUGCCAGAGGGCAAACCCCCAGAGUCAACAAAUGGCUUAGAUCCUGGAGCAGAACCUGCUUGACAGGAGCUGGGGACACCUGACAGCAGGUGUCCCCAGUGGCGGCCCCUCCCUUUCCACCCAGCCCUGCCAGGAGCCAGGGCAACAGGCUGGUCCCUGUGGGGUCCCCCCCUCCUCAGGUGCCCUCAGACUGUGUGCGGGGCUCAUACUUGGCCCAAGUUUGCAUCUCCUGACUCAUCCCUUCCAAUGCCCAGCAAGGCCUGGCAGCCCUUGGGACAGACUUCCCCCGUGGAUCUGGGGCUCUGGGAAGCACACUUCAAAGUCCAGGAAAACCUUUUCCUGUCUUCUCUUUUCACCUGGAUUAAGGAGGCUGCAUUGUGUAGAGGAGAGAGCCUGGUAUUAGAACCAGACCUAGAUUCAAUCCUGGUUCUACCCUCAGAGCUAGCAAACCUUUCUGAGCAUGUGCAAAAUUCCUGUGUUUUUUUUAAGAAAUAGGUAGGCAUGCCUAGGAGAGUGCAUCACCAUGACCAACUAAAAAAUUUAUAUACACUAUAUAUAUAUAUAUAGUGUAUAUAUAUAUAUAUAUACACUACAGUGUAUAAAUAUAUAUAUGUAUAUGUGUGUAGUAAGUUACCUGUGCUCCUUCAGUGAUAUAUUCACACCCUCUCCUUGUCACUGAAAAUGGUAACUACAGUAAGACACCACAACUACCAAGCUGUAUUUUAUCUUUCCAAUGCUUGGGAGAGGGGGGAAACCCUGCUGGGCUAGAAAUUUCAUAAUUUCAACCUUGGCUAUGCAUUAGAAUCACCGGAGGAGUUUAAAGAAAAUACUGAUGCCCAGGCCCCAUACCAGACCAAUUAAGUAAUUAAGACAGAAUCUCUGGGGGUGGGUCCCCCGUAUUGGUACUUUCUGAAAGGACCCCUAGGCGAUCGUAAAGUUCAGCCAGGGAUUGUAAAGUACACGUCAGACUAGCUGACCCACCUCUCCAGGCACUUCUGAUUCGGGUUCUAGGCCCAGGCUGUGAGAUAUGUUGUGUACAUGCGUAUUUACACCAUGAUUGUCAACCUGCUUUCACAUUUCUGUUCCAGUUGACUAUGUGUAAACUCUGGUCCCUCCCCAGGGUUCAGACUUUCUGACAAAUGAGGUUAUCAUUCAAGACAUGGGUUCUCUGCCUUUACACAGAAGGCAAUUCUCAGCUCCGACCAUGGAAGGAAAGAAAAGAAAGAGCUUCUUUCUGUCUGAGACUGAGCCGGGUAGGACCCACAGAGCAGCAGGCUCAUUGUGUGCUUCAACUUGAGAUUGAGUUGUUACUGAAUAGGAAAAAAAAGGUGAGUUUAAUAACAAUAUUUUUCACAUAACUGGGCUGCAGUGACAGUGAAUUCAAUGAAAUAAAUAAAAAUACUUCAAAAGGAAGCAAAACAUUUUUUUCCUUGGUUGGAUGCACUGUGUCUUUGGUAUCUAAUGAUGCAUAACAAAUUACCUGAAAACUCAGUGGCUUAAAACAACAAUAAUUUAUUCUCUCUCGAAGUUUCUAUGGGUCAGGAAUUCAGACGGAGCCCAGCAAGCACAGCUUUUCUCUGCUCCUACAGUAUCUGUAACUUCAGCUGGAGGCUGGAAUCAUCUGAAGGCUUGUUUCACUCUCAUGUCUGGCAGGCGCUACUGGCCAUGGACUAGAACACCCACAUGUGGCCUGGGCUUCCUCACAACAUGGUGGCUGAAUCCUGAGGAGGGGUCUCCCCACCCUCCCAGACCACCAGGACUCUGUUUGCACAAGCCUGGACCAGAUGUCUCAGGUGCAGGAACUCUUCCACGAGGCAGCUCAGCAGGGGGCCCUGGCCCAGCCCUGGCCCUGGUGGAAGAUCCAGCUGUUUGUAUGGGAGCCAGUGCUGUUUGGGACCUGGGAUGGUGUCUUCACGUCCUGCAUGAUCAACAUUUUUGGGGUUGUGCUUUUCUUGAGGACUGGCUGGCUGGUGGGAAACACAGGAGUGCUCGUGGGCAUGUUUCUGGUGUCCUUUGUGAUCCUGGUGGCCCUUGUCACCGUACUGUCUGGCAUCGGUGUCGGGGAGCGUGGCGGCGUGGGCAGUGGCGGCGUCUACUCCAUGAUCUCCUCCGUGCUCGGCGGGCAGACAGGUGGCACGAUUGGGCUGCUCUACGUGUUUGGACAGAGCAUGGUUUUAUUGGAUAUUCACCAGAACUGCUACAGAACAACACUCUGCCAGAUUACAGCCCUGGGGAGUCUUUUUUCACUGUCUUUGGGGUUUUCUUCCCAGCAGCUACAGGAGUCAUGGCUGGCUUCAACAUCGGGGGCGACCUCAGGGAGCCCGCCGCCAGCAUCCCCCUGGGCUCCCUAGCAGCUGUUGGCAUCUCGUGGUUUUUGUACAUUGUCUUCGUCUUCCUGCUUGGCGCCAUCUGCACCCGCGAGGCCCUUCGUUACGACUUCCUGAUAGCCGAAAAGGUGUCCCUGGUGGGCUUCCUGUUCCUUCUGGGCUUGUACAUCUCAUCCCUGGCCUCCUGCAUGGGAGGACUCUACGGAGCCCCCCGGAUCCUGCAGUGCAUCGCUCAGGAGAAAGUGAUCCCUGCACUUGCCUGUCUGGGGCAAGGGAAAGGGCCAAAUAAAACACCUGUAGCCGCCAUCUGCUUGACCAGCUUGGUGACCAUGGCCUUUGUCCUUGUGGGUCAGGUGAAUGUUCUGGCCCCCAUCGUCACCAUCAACUUCAUGCUGACGUACGUCGCGGUGGACUACUCUUACUUCUCCCUGUCCAUGGGUCCCUGCAGCCUCCCCCAGGUGCCCGAGCCAGUGCUCAGGGAGGACCCAGAAGCUCUCCACUGCUCCGAGCACCUGCUCUUGGAGAAAGCUCCCAGCUAUGGCUCUGAGGGCCCUGCCCAAAGCGUCUCUGAGGGCACGCUGCUAGAAUUCACCAAGGACAUGGACCAGCUCCUCCAGCUGACCAGGAGGCUCGAGAGUGGCCAGCCCAGGCAAGGAGAGAGUAGCAGGGUCCCAGAGAGUCAGAAGAGGAAACACAAGAAGGCCACCAAGCAAGCCCUACAAGACAGCUUCCUCUUGGACCUCAAGUCCCCUGCUUCCUUCCCCACUGAGGGCUCUGACAGGUUGCCCACUGCUUCCUGGGAGGAGCAGGAGUCCUGCUGGAACAAGCAGCCUUCCAGGACUGAAGGGACUCAACCUCAGGGCACAUAUGGAGAGCAAGUUGUCUCUGAGUUGUGUAACCAGACAGGGCCGAGUGGAGAAGAUUUCUUCCUGAAGUCCAGGCUCCAGGAACAAGAUAUCCAGAGGAGACCAACUUCUUUCUACAGCCACAUGUGUAACCCCUGGGUCUCCCUGUUGGGGGCUGUUGGGUCCCUUCUCAUCAUGUUUGUGAUCCAGUGGGUCUAUACCCUGGUUAGCAUGGGUGUUGCUGCCAUUGUGUAUUUCUACAUUGGCCGGGCCAGUCCAGGGCUUCCCCUUGGAUCAGCUUCCAACUUCAGCUUUUUCCGGUGGAUGAGGUCUCUUCUGAUCCCCUCCUGCAGGAGCUUGCGGUCCCCCCAGGAGCAGAUAAUUUUGGCACCGUCCCUGGCCAAGGUUGACAUGGCGAUGACGCAGCUCACCCAGGAGAACGCGGACUUCGCCACCCGGGACCGCUACCACCACUCCUCCCUCGUGAGUCCGGAACAGCUGAUGCCUCAGUACUAGCCGCAGCGCUGGGACCUGCCUCUUUGGGCGCUGUCCUGUGCACAGUGGAGCCAAGUCCCGCAACCGUCGGGGAGCUGCUUCUCCUCGGCAGGAACCUCAGGGCCCGCCUUCCCACUGCUGCUCUGGACAGCGCAGACCAACCUGCGCUGUGGUCUGGAGCACCAUGGCCCACCCAUGGUGACAUUGGAGUGGCGGUGGCUCUGCAACACCACACCCAGUCUGAAGAGCUCCACGUGGGCCACCAGGACCACCUAUCAGGUGUGGAGAGCCAGAACCGGAUUGCUUGUUCUGAGGGCCACAAUAAAUGCUUAUUUUAUAUUGUA
Messenger RNA from Microcebus murinus (gray mouse lemur), 5964 nucleotides. The record is from RefSeq and is a predicted model, not a curated record. NCBI's taxonomy places the organism in Eukaryota, Metazoa, Chordata, Mammalia, Primates, Cheirogaleidae.